Parathielavia appendiculata is the source of this 3480-nucleotide messenger RNA. Its product is annotated as WD40 repeat-like protein. The transcript is spliced from 6 exons. Gene Ontology annotation, molecular function: ubiquitin binding. Bases 290 to 3283 code for a protein of 997 amino acids. Gene Ontology annotation, biological process: double-strand break repair via homologous recombination. The record is from RefSeq and is a predicted model, not a curated record. NCBI's taxonomy places the organism in Eukaryota, Fungi, Ascomycota, Sordariomycetes, Sordariales, Chaetomiaceae.
CCUGCUGGAGACACUGGUUUGAAUGAAGCUUCCAGGUCUGUAUGUUUUGUGGAGAGGUCAACGCUUGCCCAGCACUGAAAUUGUCUUAUCACUCCUUGCCUCAGUCCCGCUCUCAGAGUGGAAGGCUAAGACGGGCGCAUUCUGGGUGCCCGGAACGUUCAGUUCCAAGCUCAUGAGCACAAGAUCAGGGCAGCUGUCCUGAAUCCGACACAUACAGCCCCGUUCUUCUCUCUCUAAAGUUGCUUUCUCCGUCUCAUGAUCACCCCCCACACCUUCGCUCUUCCAUAACAUGGCCAAAAAGGCGCGCCAGAGGAUAAGCUAUGUCCUUGAACUGCCCAACUCCUCGCCAGGCGGCCAUCGUUUGGGGGUUAACGGCCUGGCCAUUGAUCGUGACAAUGCGAUCCUCUACUCUGGCGGCCGAGAUGGCGUCAUCUGCGCCUGGGAUUUGAACCGACGCAUGACCCCCGGCGGUCACUCGGCCGUCGUCGACACCUCUCAAGCCAACGGUAAGCCACCAAAGUCCAUCACGCGGUUCCGUGCCCAGACGCAAGCCCACACGCACUGGAUCAACGACAUUGCUCUCGCCCAGCAGCACACAGCCCUCGUGUCGGCUUCGGCAGACCUCCAGGUCAAGGUCUGGCGUCCCCUGGCCAGCGACAUCAAGGAACCAGUCACCAUUGGCCAGCACGCCGACUACGUGAAAUGCCUUGCGACGCCGAGCCAGUCCACCAACUGGGUAGCUUCCGGCGGCCUCGACCGCAAGAUCUACCUGUGGGACCUCUCCGGCGCCGGCAAGACGCUCGAGAUCGACGUCCAAGGCGAGGAGGUCUCCCAGAAAGGAAGCGUGUACGCGCUCGGCGCCACACACGACAUCCUCGCCAACGGCGGACCCGAGAGCAUUGUCCGGCUGUGGGACCUCAAGUCGGGCCAGCGCAUCACCAAAUUCGUCGGCCACACCGACAUGAUCCGGGCCGUCUUGAUCAGCGAGUCUGGCGACAUGGUGCUGUCGGCGAGUGCCGACCAGACGGUCAAGGUCUGGAGCGUGACCGCCGGCCGCUGCAUGCACACCCUGACGAUGCACGACCAUAGUGUGUGGGCCCUGUUCUCGGAUGACCCGGGCCUCAAUAUCUUUUACAGUAGCGACCGCUCCGGCUUGGUGGUCAAGACGGACGUCCGGGAGACCAAAGGUGAUCUGGACAAUGGCUUGUCGUUGGCAAUUGCCAAGGAGAAUGACGGGGUGAGCAAGAUCGUGGCUUGGGACGACAGCAUAUGGACGGCCACGGCUCGGGCCUCGAUCAAUCGCUGGAAGGACGCGGACACCAGCAACGGGACGCUGCUCCCGGAAACCUACAAGCAGCACCGCGCGUCGAUCGCGACGAUGCGGAGCAAGGAGGCCGCAGCCCCGGCAGCUGGCGCUGGCGAUGGUGCGAAGCAGACGAUCCCUGCUAAAUCUAUCCUUCGGAUAUCGAAUACCGCAUCCUUCCCGCUGGCCAUUGGCCGGGACAGCGAGGACCCCAUUCCGAGCUUGGUGCGGAAGGGGUCGGAGUUCGCUGAGCCUGUGGUUAGCAUUGUUGAGCCGGUCCAUCACCUGCCUGAAGAGACGAUUGAAGGACACUUCGGACUGGUCAAACACAAGCUGAUGAAUGACCGGAGAAGGGUCCUCACGUUGGAUACUGCUGGUGAUGUCCUGAUGUGGGAUCUGAUUCAAUGCCGCCCCAUCCAGAGGUUUGGGAAGCGACAUCUCGAAGACGUGGAACCAGAGGUCAAUACCCGGGAGGCCGUGGCACCCUGGUGUUCGAUUGACAUCAGUUCAGGGAACCUGACUGUCGUGCUGGAGCCGUACAAUUGCUUCGAUGCCGAGAUGUACGCGGAUGAGCUUGUCUUGGAGGAGCCUGUGGAGUUCAGGGAGGACCAGAGAAUCAACCUCGGGAAAUGGAUACUGAGAUACUUAUUUGCCAACCUCAUCGACGAGGAGAUUCGACGUGACGAGGCGUUCAGACAGAAACUGAACGAAGGCGCAGCGAAGAGGAUAGCGGCUGGACAAGCAGCGCCCCCACUGGCGAUCGCCAUCCCUCCGCGUCCUGGCUGGGCCUCGGGAGACCUGUCCCCCGCGACCCCUCGAGCUGGCGGAUUGCAAUAUCCGCCCAUGACGCCAGGGCUGGGGAUAGGGUUGGCGACUCCUGGCUCGCCGGUGCCACCAGUGCCCGAAGGGGUUGUGGGCAGUCUCAGUCCGCUCGACAGGCGGGCAUCGCAGGUCAGCCGGCCGUCACAGGAAAGGGAGGACUACUUCUCAGACGCAAUACAGAGCCCUGACGGCGCUCAAAAGCCGGUCCAGACGCCCGUCACCGAGGCACCUCCCACUGCAGAGACACCAGCAAAGACUCCCGGGGAGACCGGCAAGGAUGCCAAGGACAAGGACAAGGAUAAGGAAAACGGCAAGGCGCCUGCCACCACGUUUGGCAAGAAGUUCCGCAUGAACAUGUCCUUUGGCACGAAGAAGCUAGGCCGGUCUCUGUCGACGGCGACGACCGAGAAGCCCCCCGUCCUGGAUGAGAAGGCGGAAGAGUCGGAGUCGUCGUCCAACCACGAGAAGGAGUUCGACGACAGCUUUCUCGGCGUGGUUCAGAAGAUCCGUAACGAGUACGAAAAGCAGCACUCGGACAACCCCGACCAGUUGGUCGAGACCAGGCUGACACCCAGCCUGGCCAACGACACACCCGUGCUGAAGCUGCCGGCCGGCACCAAGGUCAUCAUUCAGGAAGAGACGUCUGGUGGCUCGGCCGAGAUCUACCGCGGCACGGUGGCGUCGGUGGGCGCCGACGCCGACGUCAUCGAGGAGCGCGGGCCGCAGUGGCUCGGCGAGGUGCUGCUGUUCAACGCGCUGCCACCCAAAGACCCUGCCAAGAUCUCGUUUUUCUUGUACCCUUGGAAGGACACGCUGCCGCCGGUUGCGUCGGCCGACGGCAAUAGCCGGCUGAAUGCCAACCGCAUGCUGCGGGUCAAGAAGAUCCUGGCGUAUGUCGCCGAGCGGAUUGACCCGGUGCCCGAGGGCGAGGAGCCGGCGCCGGAUGCGCUGAAGCCGGAGGAGUAUCUGGAACUGUAUUGCAAUGAUCAGCUUCUGCCGAACAAGAUGACUCUGAACACACUCCGGACGCAUGUCUGGCGGGGCGGGGCCGACAUCGUCUUGCACUACAAGGCCAACGGCAGGAAGGAGAUCCCGAUGCCACCUCCUGCGGAGGCAGAUGAGGCUGACAAGUCGGAAGCGGCCGCACCGCCUCCAUAGUGUGGAGUGAUAUGAGCCGCGGAGGACCGGCGGCGGUCAGCUUCUCGGGAUCCAUCGGCGUUACAAUGGCGCGCCAUUUUCGCUUGUCAGUCGGGUAUAUUUGUUCUUAGCUACUGUACAUAUGUCAGCUUACAUGGUUCCUGGCGGCCCCGCCUGUAGUGUAUCGGUAGACGUCUUCUAUCAGACCAUUGUUCACC